Bolinopsis microptera is the source of this 1308-nucleotide messenger RNA. RefSeq lists its product as uncharacterized. Lineage: Eukaryota; Metazoa; Ctenophora; Tentaculata; Lobata; Bolinopsidae. The transcript has a single exon. Bases 1 to 1308 code for a protein of 435 amino acids. The record is from RefSeq and is a predicted model, not a curated record.
AUGACUGUUUCAGAUAAGGACUUUGGUUUUGGUCGUUUCAUGGGUAAACAUGGUAUGGGUUUGCGCAAUGAUAUGGGAGAAAACUUGUUAGACUUGUUAUCAGAAUUUGACCUCUUUGCCUCCAACACUGGUUUUUAUCAUCCUGCUCGACAUACGACCACCUACACUGGCUGGAGGAAGGACUGGAGUGCCGGGCGAAAUAGUAAAAAGACGAUCCCGGUCUAUUCUCAGAUCGAUUUCAUCCUGUGUCGAAGUAGGUCGAAGCCAAUGCUACAAGAUUCUAGAUCUUAUGCAGGCACCUUGACAUACUCUGAUCACAGAUUUGUUGUCACUAGAGUAGACUUUAAGGACAUCUGUCUUUGCUAUAAACGCCACUCCAAGUCAUCCUUAAAGUUCAACACCUCUGAACUCACCUCGAACCCCACCAUUCAGGUGAAAUAUCGUCAAUCCUUAGAUGAUAACUUAAGUAACACUGUUUCUGCUCUGGAUCCAAAUUCAGACUUGAAUGGCUUACUUGAGUCCAUAAAGGAUGCUGCAAAAUCGUCAAUUGGUGUCAUCAGACACAGGAAACGUAAUCGCAGCGACGAUGAUGAGGUGAAAAACUUAUCUAGCCAGCGUUACUUGUUGAGACAGCAGCUUAAUGAUAACCAGUCUUUAGACAGAUCCUCACUUAGAUCAUCCAUUAACUGCCUCACCAAUCAGAUCAAGCAGAGACUUUCUAACAUACGAUCAGCUGCUGCUGAUGCUAUCUGUAAUACCAUCAGUUCAACAACAGAUAGUAAGAAAAUGUUUGAAGCUGUUCGAACCCUGAACUUACCUAAAAGUAAAGCCCCUUCUAGUAUUGGUGUUCAUGAUGAGCAAGGGUGCAAUAUUGCAACAGACACUGGUAAAGCUGCCGUAGUUGCUAAGUACCUUGAGCAACAACUUACUCGUGAUGAAGCACCUUUAGAACCUUUUGUAGGACCUCCUCGCCCACUAGUUAAGCCAUUCACUAGUGAAGAAGUCGGAUCAGCUGCUAGAAGUCUCAAAAAUGGUCGAGCUAACGGCCCAGAUGGGAUUCCUAAUGAGCUUCUCAAGUAUUCUACUGGAUCAGUACACAGACGUUUUGCAGACAUUAUCAAUAGAAGCUUCGAGACCAAUUCCUACCUUGACCCCAUUGGACAGGCAAACAUUACCCCCUUACAGAAGCCAAAUAAGCCCAUUGGUCCAGUGAAGAAUCUACGACCCCUCACUCUCUCAAAUGCUGUUAGGCUCAUGGUAGUCGGGUGCCGCGCGGACUUAUCGCUCGGUCGAUCGAGCGAUAAGUAG